Molecule: messenger RNA, 960 nt
Organism: Bipolaris victoriae FI3
Lineage: Eukaryota; Fungi; Ascomycota; Dothideomycetes; Pleosporales; Pleosporaceae
Exons: 2
Coding region: 1-960 (319 amino acids)
Source: RefSeq, a predicted model, not a curated record
AUGCCUCUAUCGACCAGUCCCUCGCCCUGGGACAUAUACUCUUUGGCGCCACUAGAAAAGAUCACCAUCCGCAGCGCUACCGAGUUCUCAAACAAAAUGUCCCAAGCGGCGCUGAACUGCAAAACACGUAUACUGGAUACGGCCAUGGUAGCACAUCUUACUACGGACCAGAUUACACAGUUGGUUGCAGUCGCGAUUGUAGAUCUGCUUUCAACAUGUGCAGUAAUGCAACCAUACCUCUAUGGAGUCAAUGGCGCCGCAUAUAUGGAGAGAGUGGUCUACUGGCGACUCGCAAAGGCAGACCGCUCUUUAGUGCCGCAACCAUUCUGGCCUACGCCAUUGCAGAUCCAUCUUCUUGGGAACACUCUCAAUCCUACUGUCGAUUUUCAACCCUGGCCUGAGAUCCGCGACCAGAGUCUAUUCAUUGGACACAGGAUCGAUGUUGACGCGUUGUCCCGGGACCUUGUGCUUAAUACAGUCGUCGAAAUUCCUGAACGUGAAGUAGCGGUGCAUAUCUGGGGACAGUUUCAGCAUCUGCACGAGGGUGCACAAUCCAACUUGUCCACCGCCGACACUCAGGUACCGCGGUCGGCGAACGACAAGGGCUGGGUCUUUUGCGAGAUCAACCGGGUAAACCGUGACUUUCAAUCCUGGGCUGCCGAUCCUGUUGAGGAGGCUCUCUCGCGGCAACUGUUGAUGCGCAUACAAGAAUGUAGUAACGGCAACGAUCUCUCCUGGUUCUUCAGCGCUGAGCAGGGCCAGCACCUCGCUGCGAGCACACGUAUCGAGUCGCCCUUGGCGGCCUUGGACUCCAGGUCCCGUCCGAAAAUGACAAGCCUAGCCCAAAGACUGGCCACGGUAUGUGAGUGGAAGCUCAGCAAAGAAUUCAAGGCAAAGUACCCGCAGUUAGACUGCUCUUCAGUCUGUACAUCUUACGAUUCAGUGUUUGUCUUGCCAUAG